Molecule: messenger RNA, 6021 nt
Organism: Oncorhynchus keta (chum salmon)
Lineage: Eukaryota; Metazoa; Chordata; Actinopteri; Salmoniformes; Salmonidae
Product: ciliary neurotrophic factor receptor subunit alpha-like
Exons: 8
Coding region: 1-1089 (362 amino acids)
Biological process (GO): cytokine-mediated signaling pathway
Cellular component (GO): signaling receptor complex; external side of plasma membrane; membrane
Molecular function (GO): cytokine binding; cytokine receptor activity
Source: RefSeq, a predicted model, not a curated record
AUGGCCAACACCGUAACGUCGCUGUGCUGUGUGGUGCUAGCUGCCGUGGUGGUGGCGUACGCUCAGAGACGCAGCCAAACAGGGGCCAGUAUUCAGUAUGAGCGUAUGGGUGGGGACGUGACCAUGAGGUGUGGCUCUCUGGACAGCGAUGCCAGCGUGACGUGGAAGGUGAACGGGACAGACGUGAAGGCACGCCACCGGGAGGAGGGGUCUAGACUCAUACUGAUGGAGGUGGACCUCUCAAACAACGGACUGUACACCUGCUUUCAGAACCCCAAUGGAGAACGACGGGACCAGAUCAACCUGCGCAUCGGAACUUCCCCUAGGGAACCCACGGUGAUGUGUCGCUCCAACACCUACCCUAAAGGCUUCUACUGUAGCUGGCACCUUCAACACCCCACCUCCAUACCCACAGACUUCGAUGUCAACGUCCAACACAACCAGAAGUCCCUAGAAGCAACGAGGGAUGCGGUCCAUAAGAACCGCUGUCACGUUAAGUUCCUUGAGGUGUUCAGUAGCUACCCCUACAGAGUCAACGUCACUGCCCUCAACGCCCUCGGAAGUGCCUCCACUGCCAUCACCUUCGAAGAGUUCAACAUAGUGAAGCCAGACCCCCCUGAAAAGGUGGUGGCCACGCCCAUCCCUAACAACGUUCGUCGUCUGGAGGUCACCUGGAAUAGCCCUUCUACCUGGCCAGAUGUAGAGAGCUUCCCCCUGAAGUACUUCCUACGAUACAGGCCCCUCAUCAGAGACCAGUGGCAACACGUGGAGUUGUCAGACAGUACGGCCCACACCAUAACGGAUGCGUACGCAGGGAAGGAGUACAUCAUCCAGGUGGCGGCUAAGGACAUGGAGAUCGGCACCUGGAGUGACUGGAGCGUUGCGGUGCACGCCACCCCCUGGAUUGAUGAACCCAAACAGAUCCCCUCCACCACCGAGCAGGAACCACUCCUCGACACCACCCCUUCCGCAGCCCCUCCCUCAGCAGAGCCCCAUAGGGCGGGCGUCCCAGUGGGUGGUGCUUCCUCGACCCUCCUCUCACCCCUCCUCUGGUACUCCUGCUAUCUGCUGCUCGGGGCCCUAAUUUGAUGUAAAUGUUUAAUUCCUGUGGAAGAAAUUAAGGAGAGUCUUCUAUUUCUCUGCACAUGUUAAUGGACAUCCUACAUUGAUCAUUUAAUUCAAGUUUCACACAACGUUAAGUAGAAAAUAAAGAGAGAUUAUGAAGUCAAAGUUAAAAAGAUACAAAAAAAAACAAGCAUCAACAACUACUCCAACAACAACAGCAACAACAACAACAACAACAGCAACAACAACAACAACAACAACAACAACAACAACAGGUACUAACAGACAGCAAAGAUACAGAGCUACACAGAUACAGAUAUCAUUGAUUGAUUGAUUGAUUACCACGGACUCCAACACAGAAACAGAACUGUCUCCAGGGAAGCUUUGUGGAUCUGAGACUGAUGAGACUUCUGCUGGGCAGCACAACAGACUGAUUUCAUUCUCCAUCUUUUAUUUUCAUUUUGCAUUGAUUUUUUGUAAACAAUUGUAUUCAUUAUCCAGUGAUAUUUGAGACACUUGUAAAGAUCCCAAGAUCCUUUCUUUGACAUACAGCUAACUCGUCAUGCCAAAGACUUGUCUUGGAGAAGUUUUCCCACAAUCCUUAGCUUCCUGAAGCCUGUGCCUGUGUAGAAAGGAUGGAACCCGGAGUAUUUGGUAACUCCAGGAAUCUGCAUCUGACCGACCGACAAGAAAUUUUCACAACAAAACAGAGAACUAACUAACACUUUGGAGAAAUCCUGAAUAAGCAUUCUUUACCUGUUAUUGGUUUGUUUUGCGUUCUGCUUCACUCAGUGAUCACCAAGAGAGUUUAACUGUAAAAACACUAUGGGGUUUUUCCAUUGAGGAAAUACAGUAGAGAUCCAUUUAUUCAGACCUCUUACACAAGGCUCCAUACAUUAGGCGUCAGUCCUCCAGAGGAAUAACGCUCUGUGUAAAACACAUGAGGUUGCCUUUGACAUUAAAUAGACAUUUAAUAUCACAAUUAUUAUUGUUGUGCUCUGUCAUACAGAACCAGUCAACAGUUUGGACACACCUACUCAUUCAAGGGUUUUUCUUUAUUUUCACCAUUUUCUACAUUGUACAAUAAAAGUGACCACAUCAUAACUAAGAAAUAACACAUAUGGAAUCAUGUAGUAUCCAAAAAAGUGUUAAACAAAUCUAAAUAUACAGUGCCUACGGAAAGAAUUCAGACCCCAUCACUUUUCCACAUUUGGUUGUGUUACAGCUAUAUUUUACAUCAAAUAAAUAAAAAUCCUCAAAAAUCUACACAAUACCCCAUGAUGACAUCACAAUACCCCAUGAUGACAUCACAAUACCCCAUGAUGACAUCACAAUAUCUCAUGAUGACAUCACAAUAUCCAAUUAAGACAAAGCAAAAACACGUUUUUAGAAAUGUUUGCACAUUUAUUAAAUUAAAAAAACAUAAUACCCCAUGAUGACAUCACAAUACCCCAUGAUGACAUCACAAUACCCCAUGAUGACAUCACAAUACCCCAUGAUGACAUCACAAUACCCCAUGAUGACAUCACAAUAUCCAAUUAAGACAAAGCAAAAACAACUUUUUAGAAAUGUUUGCACAUUUAUUAAAUAAAAAAACCAUAAAUGUAAUAAUAAAUAAUAAUAAACUUUAAAAACAGAAAUACCUUAUUUACAUAAGUAUUCAGACCCUUUGCUAUGAGAUUUGAAAUUGAGCUCAAGGUGCAUCCUGUUUCCGUUGAUCAUCCUUGAGAUGUUUCUACAACUUGAUUGGAGACCACCUGUGUUAAAUUCAAUUGAUUGGACAUGAUUUGGAAAAGCAACACACCUGUCUAUACAAGGUCUCACAGUUGACAGGGCCUGUCAGAGAAAAAACAACAAGACAUGAGGUCGAAGGAAUUGGCCAUAGGGCUCCAAGGCAGCAUCCAAGACAGGAUUGUGUCGAGGCACAGAUCUGGGAAAGGGUACCAAAACAUUUCUGCAGCAUUGAAGGUCCCCAAGAAGAUAGUGGCCUCCAUCAUUCUUUAAUGGAAGAAGUUUGGAACCACCAAGACUCUUCCUAGAGCUGGCCUCCCGGCCAAACUGAGCAAUCAAGGGAGACGGGCCUUGGUUCAGGGAGGUGACCAAGAACCCAAUGGUCACUCUGACAGACAUCCAUAGUUCUUCUGUUGAGAUGGGAGAACCUUCCAGAAGGACAACCAUCUCUGCAGCACUCCACCAAUCAGGCCUUUAUGGUAGAGUGGCCAGACAGAUGCCACUCCUCAGUAAAAGGCACAUGACAGCCUGGUUGGAGUUUGCCAAAAGGCACCUAAUGUCUCUCAAACCAUGAGAAACAAGAUGCUCUGGUCUGAUGAAACCAAUAUUGAUAUUUUUGGCCUGAAUACAAAUCGUCACGUGAGAGGAAACUUGGCACCAUCCCGAAGCAUGGUGGUGGCAGCAUCAUGCUGUGGGGAUGUUUUUCAGCAGCAGGGACUGGGAUACUAGUCAGGAUUUGAGGCAAAGCUGAACGAAGCAAAGUACAGAGAUCCUUGAUGAAAACCUGUUCCAGAGCGCUCAGUACCUCAGACUGGGGCGAAGGUUCACCUUCCAACAGGGAAAUGACCCUAAGAACACAGCCAAGACAGUGCAUGAGUGGCUUCGGGACAAGUCUCUGAAUGUCCUUGAGUGGCCCAGCCAGAGCCCAGACUUGAACCCAAUCGAAUAUCUCUGGAGAGAUCUUAAAAUGGCUGUGCAGCGACGCUCCCCAUCCAACCUGACAUAGCUUGAGAGGAUCAGCGAAGAAUGGGAGAAACUCCCCACAUACAGAUGUACCAAGCUUGUAGCAUCAUACCCAACAAGACUCAAGGUUCUAAUCACUGCUAAAUGUGUUUCAACAAAGUACUGAGUAAAGGGUCUGAAUUCUUAUGUAAAUGUGAUAUUUAAUUAUUUUUUCAAUUUAGAAAGCAUUUUUUAAUACCUGUUUUUGCUUUGUCAUAUGUGUGAGGAUAUCUUAUUUUUUUAAAUACAUUUUUGAGUAAGACUCGAACAUAACAAAAUCUGAAAAAAUUCAAGGGGUCCAAAGCCACUGUAUUUUCGAUUGUAGAUUCUUCACAUAGCCACCCUUUACCUUGAUGACAGCUCUGCACACUCUUGGCAUUCUCUCAAACAGCUUCACCUGGAAUGUUUUUCCAACAGUCUUGAAGUAGUUCCCACAUAUACUUAGCACUUGUUGGCUGCUUUUCCUUCACUCUGAGGUCCAACUCAUCCCAAACCAUCUCAAUUGGGUUUGGAUUGGGUGAUUGUGGAGUCCAUGUCAUCUGAUGCAGCACUUCAUCAGUCUCCUUCUUGGUCAAAUAGCCCUUACACAGCCUAAAGGUGUGUUGGGUCACUGUCCUGUUGAAACCAUUUUUUUUUUGUUCCAGUAAGUGCAAACCAGAUGGGAUGGCAUAUUGCUGCAGAAUGCUGUGGUAGCCAUUCUGGUUAAGUGUGCCUUGAAUUCUAAAUAAAUCACUGACAGUGUCACCAGCAAAGCACCCCCACAGAUUCACACCUCCUCUUCCAUGCUUCACUGUGGUAACCACACAAAGCACCCCCACAGAUUCACACCUCCUCUUCCAUGCUUCACUGUGGUAACCACACAAAGCACCCCCACAGAUUCACACCUCCUCUUCCAUGCUUCACUGUGGUAACCACACAUGCAGAGAUCAUCCGUUCACCAAAAAUCUCCAAUUUGGACUCAUCAGACCAAAGGACAGAUUUCCACCGGUCUAAUGUCCAUUUCCCGUGUUUUUUGGCUCAAUCAAUUCUCUUCUUCUUAUUGGUGUCCUUUAGUAGUGAUUUCUUUGCAGUAAUUCGACCAUGAAGACCUGAUUCACGCAGUCUCUGAACAGUGAGUUGCUGAGAUGUGUCUGUUACUUGAACUCAGUGAAGCAUUUAUUUAGGUUACAAUCUGAGGUGCAGUUAACUCUAAUGAACUUAUCCUCUGCAGCAGAGGUAACUCUGGGUCUUCCUUUCCUGUGGUGGUCCACAUGAGAACCAGUUUCAUCAAUGCACUUGAUUGUUUUUGCGACUGCACUUGAAGAAACAUUUCAAAGUUCUUGAAAUGUUCCGCAUUCACUGACCUUAAUUUCUUAAAGUAAUGAUGGACUGUCGUUUCUCUUUGCUUAUUCGAGCUGUUCUAGCCAUAAUAUGGACGUGGUAUUUUACCAAAUAGGGCUAUCUUCUGUAUACCACCCCUACCUUGUCACAACACAACUGAUUGGCUCAAAGACAUUAAGAAGGAAAUAAAUUCAACAAAUGAACAGGGCACACAUGUUAAUUGAAAUACAUUCCAGGUGACUACCUCAUGAAGCUGGUUGAGAGAAUGCCAAGAGUUUGCAAAGCUGUCAAAAAAGCAAAGGGUGGCUACUUUGAAGAAUCUCAAAUAUAAAAUAUGUUUUCAUUUGUUUAACACUUAUUUUUACUACAUGAUUCCAUGUGCUAUUUCAUCAUUUUGAUGUCUUUACUAUUAUUCUACAAUCUAGAAAAAAGGAAAAAUAAAGAAAACCCCUUGAAUGUGCAGGCGUGGCCAAACUGUUGACCGGUUCUGUGUUUAUAGGAUUUUGGGGCUCUCUUCAAAAGCUGAAGCAUUAUAGAUUUUGCGAUAGAAAUUUAAAGGUAAUUUCCGAUUGAGCCAACAUGUGCAGCGUUUACCGUUAAUGCAGUCUCCGCUAAAGUGGGAACAUUGCCUUUAAAUGUCAAUCAGCCUGUAAAGCUGAAGUUCCGCGAUGCGGAUUGAAUAGAGCCCCAAGUUGUUUUUUUUUUUCAGACAUUCAGAAGAAUGGCUUAAUUCUCCACGAUCAUAUUUUGUAAAAACUAUGAUAUGUAUCUUUAAAAUGAAAAACAUUUAUUAUUUAAUAAUGUAUGUAUUAGCUUUAGAUUCUUGUAACCUGUACCUAGGUUAUUUUUAUAGAUAUAUAUACAAUGAGAGGUUGUUCAUUAAAUGUGACCAUUUCACAAUGA